This is a messenger RNA of Scheffersomyces coipomensis, 1164 nucleotides long. RefSeq lists its product as uncharacterized. The coding region runs from base 1 to 1164 and encodes 387 amino acids. Lineage: Eukaryota; Fungi; Ascomycota; Pichiomycetes; Serinales; Debaryomycetaceae. Gene Ontology annotation, molecular function: protein binding. The record is from RefSeq and is a predicted model, not a curated record. The transcript has a single exon.
AUGGCAUCUAAAGUACGUUAUGAAUGGAAGUCAUCCAAUCCAGACAAUUGGGUAUUGAAUUUACAAUACCUUGAUCUGAGAAAUGAGUUUGUCUCAUCAUCAAGUGAUGGUUCUUUAAAUGUAUUUCUGCUUCAAAACCUUACCCCAUCACCUAUAUUCCUGAUUAAAAAUGCCCAUGAAUCAAGUAUAAAUGCCUUGAAGAAGAUAGACGAUAAUACUAUAGCGUCCUGUUCUACAGAUGGAAUCAAGAUCUUUGAUUUAAGAUCACAAGCUCAACAACCAGUACAUAGAUUAUCUAAUGAGAAGAGUUCUCCAUUUUUAUCAAUGGAUUAUUUGAAUAAACUAUUAGCAGGUGGAACUGAAUUAGUUGGAGUUGAUGCUGAAUUACAUAUUUGGGAUUUAAGAAACCCCAAUGAAGUAGUUAAAUCUUAUAUCGAUUCCCAUCAUGAUGAUAUCACCACUAUAAAGUUCCAUCCAACAUUAUCACAAUAUUUAAUGUCAGGUAGUACUGAUGGUUAUGUGAAUGUAUAUGAUUUGACUCAACCAGAUGAAGAUGAAGCAUUACAUCAAGUUAUCAAUUACGAAUCAGUCCAUUCCAUCUAUUUCACCCAAGAAAGACGUAUUUCUAUAUUAUCCCAUGUUGAAACUCUUAGCUUUUAUGAAUUGAAUGAUACAAAUUAUGAAGAAAAUGUUGAACCACAACCUAAUGAUUUAGGAGAUUUAAGAUCAGUGUUAGCUGAUUGUGAGUACGUGGUGGAUGUGAACCCAAGUCAAGGUUAUAUCACUUAUGGAGCUAACUCCAAACAAAGCUUCAAUCUCAUGGGAUUCAAUGCUGCCAAUGAGAAAUUUGAAACCAACAAUAUAAUUCAAUUCCCAAAUGCUCAUGGUGAAGAAGUUGUUCGUGAUGUAUUAUCCAUCCCUAAUUCAAAUUCAAUCCUUACUUGUGGUGAAGAUGGUGCUAUCAGAUUAUGGGACUUGCCAAUUAGUAUAUCUGCCCCAACCACUGUUGAAGUUAAGACUGAUGAUUUAUUAUUGAUUAAAGAAAAACUUUCCAAGAAGGAAAAGAAAGAAAAGAAAGAGAAGAAGAAAGAAAAGAAGGAUAAAAAAGAGAAGAAGAUUAAAAAAGAUAAAAAGAGUAAAUCAAAACGUUUCAAACCUUACUAA